UAGGAAAAGCCACUAGUCUGAACUAUCUAAGGUCAAUCGAAUUAUGCGAAGAAUGACAAGUGGGAUGAACGGGGAUGAAGGUGUAGUUCAAAGAAGAGGACUUGGGAAGAUGAGUUGAUGAGAGGCUCUUCUUUGGUUGAAGUUGAUGGAUUACUAGGAUUUGAUGACUACUACUUCUUUACCCCCAAACAGGCAGACUGUUUACCUCACUCUCGACCUCUCUUCCCUUCACGGCCCACUUCGACCUCCUCGCCGCCGACAACCGUCCACGAAUCCCACGACAGCUACAAACACCCCCGAUGAGCCCGCUGCCGCUCUCUCCAGCACCGAAUUCACCCAUGCCGACUCCCCAGCCGAUGGCCUACAAAUCCUCGCCCUCCACACCUCAAAUCCCAUUAUCUCGUAUCAGAACCAAAUCUUCAGCGGUACGUGGGCAGACCAAUUGGGUACAGACCUCAUCUUCGCCAGGCCGGACGAAGAGAGGAAGGAGGAAGAGGAGAUCGCGCCCCACGACCCCAAUGGGCCCGGCAGUAUCGAUCCAUUGGUAAUCCCUCUUCGUCAUGGGCACAACUACGACCUUCUCGCCGCCCCCAGCAUCAAGAUCAUAGGUCGCAAAGCCACUCUCAUCUCCUCGACUCAACCUUCAGCAGCAGCGAUAGUAGCGACAGGAGGCGAAGGAAGCCCAAAUGCAAGCUCCGCUCAAGCGGAAGAUACACCCGCGGACUCCACGCCCACCGCACCAACAACCGGGAUUAUCCGCGCCCCCAAUCUCCCAUCGAGCAAUCAAGCCCGAUUUCUCGAACGUCUGGCCAGUCUCAAGCGAAGCAAAGGAGAAACUGACUCAGUGCGAACGGUCUUCAGCAUGAAACGGAUCCAGUCGGACCAUGCAUCGUCGCUGGGCGGGCGGGCUUCCGGCUGGGCGCGCACCGAUGAACAGCUGGUGGAAAUCCAGCGAUUGAAUGAACUGGCGCUGCAGGGCGAUUCGAGUGCCAUGGCGGAGCUGGAGGCGCUCUACGCCCGCCUUGGGGAGGACGUUGAGGGGGAGGUGGAAAGUGACGGUGAGGAUGAUGAUGACGAUGAUAUCGAGAUGGGCGGUGUGGAGGGCGAGCGUGAGAUUGCGGGCGAGGGUGCCACGCGGGAUCCAAGUCAAGACCAGUAUCUUGAUCCGGAGGAGUUACUUUCGCAGGCUCGACGGGAAUCGCAACAGGCGCAGCCGUGAUACCCGAUCACAAAAACCAAGACCACAGGUUGAAAAGGUUGAUCCUCAUCGAUCGGUCACGUGAAGUAUCCAUGACCCCGAGGCACUCAACCGAGGUCCAUCUCUCAGGCAUGAUUUCA
Aspergillus homomorphus CBS 101889 is the source of this 1338-nucleotide messenger RNA. Its product is annotated as TFIIIC subunit 6 family protein. The transcript has 2 exons. The record is from RefSeq and is a predicted model, not a curated record. Bases 164 to 1219 code for a protein of 351 amino acids. Lineage: Eukaryota; Fungi; Ascomycota; Eurotiomycetes; Eurotiales; Aspergillaceae.